UGACUGAAGUUUCACUUUGUAAUCAGUCUAGAGAUUUCUCUAGAGUGUAUCCACAAAUAUCCGACAAAUAUGACGGCUGACAGACUUCAAUGGCAGAAUCAACUGAGGUUUCACUUGGAUGUUCCAUGUGCUCCUCUGGUAACGACAGUCGGACCACCCGCUCCGAUCGUCAUUGAGAGAUUAGGGCGCACACAGAGUCAGAGUGCCGAAAGUCUCAAAUCUAGUCAUGGAUCAUAUUAUCAACCACCAUUUAACUUCACUGCGAUAUCAGAAGAGCGUCUACAGAUGGCGUCGUUCCUCGCGAGCAGGGACGUAAAACGACACCAGAUGGCGGAAAAAUUAUUUGCGGUCACCGGCGAGCCACCGACGGAUGUUUCACACCUGCAGUCGACACCUGUGAUGGGCGUGCAGCAUCGCCAGCGCCACCACAGCACUCAGGUCUCCAGUACGCAUGCAGUCACCUUACCGAGAAGUAGCACCGAGAGCGAAGGCAAUUAAGACAAGUGGACACGAAAACAUCAUUAACAAGUCUAGUGUCGCUAGUCCGAUCGAGAAAACUGGCAGAUCGCUCAUUUGGCAACACGCCUCCUCGGCGAGAUAAGGGACCAGUGCGCAGGCACCCUUCCCAAGCACGACCAGAUGAAAUACGUGAGAUCAGUCGGCUUAGCAAGGAAAUACACAAGUACUCCAGCAUAGAGCAGUUAGGUGGCGUAUGUAAGCCUGAAGUGGUGGAGGUGAGGGAGGAAGAGGAGGGGGCACUGAAGGUGAGAAGGGCUGCUGAGCAAGCCAAGAGGACCGUUAGGAUAUUGUACACUCAGCAGCAGAGGCUGAGGGACCUGCAUGCCGACCGAGAUGCCAUCCGUAACAGACGUGGUGGCGCCAUGAGUCGCAUGCUGCUCGUACAUCAGGUCGGUGCGAGAGCACUGCAAGUGUACGCGCGACACUCCGGCUACCACGCCGACCACGACCGACGCCGCGUCCACACCCAGCUGCUCACGCUCCUGCAGCUGCUGACGCUCUGCUGUUUACAGAUGGAGCUGGACGUCGAUGGGCUCGCGGUGGAUGAUAGCAUGGUGCUGCGAGAGAGGAACGGAGACCAGGCGAGCGACCUGAGAAGCAGAUUGCGCGAGGCUUACUCGUCAGCGCCCCCUACCGGACACCGUCGGAACUUCAACGACGAAACAGAGCGAUUCGCCGUGGAAAACGUCCGACCCACAGGCAGACCUCCUUGGAACUCAGAUUUUGGCCCGGAUAGGUUGGAUGUAGGAUCGGUGCCUGCAUCGAGGAAAGCUGUGAUUCUUCCUCCAAGCUUACAGAGGAGCAGGGCGCGAAUGCAGAGGAUUGUGACAGUAAAGGACACUCGGCAAGGGCCAGGCUUUUACGCAGGAACAAUAGCUUUUAACGAACGCAUAAAAAGCCCUGCGAGACCGAAACUAAAAGUGGUGCCAUCUGCGGGUGCAAGACGGAACAAAUCGCCCCUAAAGAAAACCGGCAAACUGGAAACUCGACCCAUGCACCCGCCUCGUUGCCUCGCUUCCCGUCGCACGAAAGAGGAGAGGCUUCCCCCGCGGGAGAGGCUUCAGACGACGGGCGGAAACGAAGGAGCGCUCGAGUUUGCGCAGAAUGUGACGGACGCGGUGACGGACGCACAGCUGAAGAUGGCCGACAUCCUACAACCCAUGCUGGCAGACGCUCAGCGUGUGGCAGCGCACCAUGCUGCCAUCUGUAGGCAGGUAGAAGAAUCGAUCGCACCGAGUCUCUCCGAGAAAUCUGUCGAUAAGGUGGCGCCAUCGUUGGAUCCACAGCCUGCAAGAGCUGCAGAUGAUCAGAGCAGGGACAAACACGUGGAUGCUGCACGGCGAAUAGAAGUUGAUGCACAGUGCCUCCAGGUGGCACCAGAUUUAGAGAGCAUACUGCAGACGCUAGAGAGGAUGGAAAUGGAAACGGAUCUGAUACGUCAACGUUGGGCUGAGAUUCAAUACCAUGACCAAAAUACAUAUCAUAUAGGUGUAAUCGAUUCUGACGUGAUUGCUUCAGAAGGACAAGUGACAUGCUCUCCAGCACCACUAGAAAUACACACCACGUCUCAUCGUGCGUCGAAAGAGCCAUUACCAAAGUCCGACAGCACCGGUGCAGCAAGAGAAGAUGGCCGGAGUCAUUCACAGAGAGCAGCAGCAGUAGUACAGCCAGCUUCUAUCGUGUUCACAAAGCCUCACCGUGAAGAGAGUCGCCGUGUGUCACUAGGGCAGGCGGACCGACAAAGCUCUACCGAUACAGAGACAGGUACAGAGACACAGAGAGAGAGAGAGAGAGAGAGAGACAGACAGAGAGAGAGAGACAGAGAGAGAGACAGAAGGAGCACGGCAGUUCCCUAUCAGGCUUGUGGUACCCAUCGACGAGGUGACGCGUCUAGAAGCCGACAGAUCUGCCUUCCAACAGCACAUGCAGUGGCUAGCAAGUGGCUACGGUGUCUCCCCCUGUCAGCUACUGACUGCAGUCGAUCAGGUGAUUGCAGAAGGCAUCGAUGCAGUGCUCACGGACGGAGCAGCUAAUCUAGAGAGGAUCCUCGGCGACUGCUGAGAGGUGUACGAUGACGAGUUUUCUCUCCUCCUCCCACAGUAACUGUAUCCUCCCCCUCCCCAACCUGUACGAGUUUUGAGUUGUGUGUGAGUUUUGUACAUACCGAUUGUGAAGAGUCGAAAUCAAAAAAUAAAAACGGUUUCUGUGUGUUUACAAAAA
Molecule: messenger RNA, 2739 nt
Organism: Priapulus caudatus
Lineage: Eukaryota; Metazoa; Priapulida; Priapulimorpha; Priapulimorphida; Priapulidae
Exons: 15
Coding region: 882-2552 (556 amino acids)
Biological process (GO): protein localization to centrosome; centriole replication
Cellular component (GO): centriolar satellite
Source: RefSeq, a predicted model, not a curated record